AUGUCUGAUUCGAAUGCUUAUCUAAAGAGUAUUUCUUCCGACUCUCCGUUAAACAAACCUACGUCAAUUCCACAUUCUUCAGUACCUAAACUCCCAGAUUAUCUUGCCAAUACAAAAUUUGCGGAAAUGUAUUAUAAAGCGCAUGAGAUACUCAGAAGCGUGACUUUGCCAACUGAAUGGAACGUUGACGAUAAAUGUACUCAUUUGAACGUAGAUUCGGACAGACUUAAAGUAAACUAUAUAGGUCCGGGCGUGAAUGAUUUUGAUGCAGCAGCUAUUCGUGCUAAUCAUUCAAUGCCCCCACGAUAUGAUGGGCUUACAUUCUUUUCAGGAUUUAGUAAACCAUAUGGACCAAAAUUUACAACAGGAGAUACCAUAGGGUGUUGUUUAAAUUUAAGAGACGGUACAGCAUUUUAUACGAAGAACGGACAACAUCUGGGUAUAGCGUUCCGAGAUUUGAAAGGAGUUUUUUAUCCUUCCAUUGGAUUAAGAACUCGGGGUGAAUCUAUUGAAGCUAAUUUCGGGCAUAAGAAAUUUAAAUUUGCGAUCGAACAUUAUAUGUAA
Diversispora eburnea is the source of this 564-nucleotide messenger RNA. The record is from the annotation of a GenBank genome assembly. NCBI's taxonomy places the organism in Eukaryota, Fungi, Glomeromycota, Glomeromycetes, Diversisporales, Diversisporaceae.